AUGUUGGAAUCAAGCUCAGGAGUGGUCCAAAGGGGUGUCUCUGAACCCAAUAUCGAGAAACAGGAGCAAAAGCCUAAGGCUAACCAAGAUCUGGCCAUUGGCCCAAUCUGCAAAGCUCCUAACCAUCUGAAGGAUAAGUACAUCAAAAGGGGCUACAGGAUCAAUUUCAAGAAUAAUAAGGAUGUAUUGAAGAGUCUGUUCAUGUGGCACAACGAACUCGUGAAUAUUUGGACACAUUUGAUUGGGGCUCUGAUCAUCAUCUCCCUGAUAUUUUAUUUGUGGUUGAAUUAUGAUGGAUUGUUUAGAUAAAAAGCAAUCAAUUCAUUUCAUGAAUCUCUUCAUAAUAUAUAUUAACAGGCAUAUGAUUUUGAAUAGCAAAUCUAAGGGUAAUUGGAACUAGGUUUACACAUUUUACAGGAUGAUGCUCAGAAGGUUCAAUAACAAUUGCAGGAAAAUAUUGAAAACGUGAAUAAGUUUAUUAAUGAAGUGGCCCAUUAGUAUGAUUAGGAAUUUCAGAAAAUCCAAAAGAAUAUAGCACAAGCAUUUGAUUGGGAGAAUUUGUAAUGGAAGUACAACAUAUCAGAAAUUAUUUCUGAUUACAAAGUUAAAGCAAUAGAAAUAGUUGAAUCUAAAGAUUUUGAUUGGAUAGAUUUAUAUUUAGGAUUUCAACAUUUAACUGGCGGUUAAACUAUUGAUGAAGAAAAGCUUCACAAACUAAUAUCAAGAUGGCCAUUGAUAGCAUUUCUAUUAACAGCCAUUGUAUGUUUGGGUUGUAGUACUGUAUAUCAUCUUUUCUAUUGUCUCUCAGAGAGAGUGAAUAGAAUACUACUAAGAUUGGAUUAUGCAGGUAUUUGCUUCUUGGUUUCUGGAUCCACAUUUGCUCCAUUAUUUUAUGGGUUUCAAUGCAAUCCUCAUUACGCAGUCAUUUAUGCGAGCAUUUAGGGAUUCUUUGCGAUUGUGUUGUUCAGUUUGUGCCUAUUCGACUUUUUCUAUAAGGAGGAAUGGAGAACAUUGAAGAGCAAUUUGUUCGCAGGACUCGGAGUCACAAGUGCAAUUCCCUUUAUUCAUUUUGCAAUAGAUGAUGCUAAAUUGGAAGGGUUUAGUUUCGCAACCUAAUUUCCAUAUUAUGUUGCCAUGGCAAUCGCUUAUCUUUCUGGCCUGUACAUCUAUAAUAUAAGGUUCCCUGAGAAGCACGUGCCUGGGAAGUUUGACAACUGUGGACAGAGUCACCAAAUCUGGCACAUUAGUGUAGUGGUGGCAAUUCUAUUUACGUAUGUGGGUUCCUUGAAUGCCUACUAUUAGAGAUUGGAUCAGCCGUGUAGAGAGUGA
This is a messenger RNA of Paramecium tetraurelia, 1329 nucleotides long. RefSeq lists its product as uncharacterized. The transcript has 4 exons. Lineage: Eukaryota; Ciliophora; Oligohymenophorea; Peniculida; Parameciidae. Gene Ontology annotation, molecular function: signaling receptor activity. Gene Ontology annotation, cellular component: membrane. The record is from RefSeq and is a predicted model, not a curated record.